This is a messenger RNA of Mustela lutreola (European mink), 1201 nucleotides long. It is a transcript of the gene HBQ1, whose product is annotated as hemoglobin subunit theta 1. Lineage: Eukaryota; Metazoa; Chordata; Mammalia; Carnivora; Mustelidae. The record is from RefSeq and is a predicted model, not a curated record. Bases 59 to 670 code for a protein of 203 amino acids. The transcript is spliced from 2 exons. Gene Ontology annotation, molecular function: heme binding; oxygen carrier activity; iron ion binding. Gene Ontology annotation, biological process: oxygen transport; hydrogen peroxide catabolic process. Gene Ontology annotation, cellular component: hemoglobin complex; blood microparticle; haptoglobin-hemoglobin complex.
UGGCGCAGGCGCAGGGACCCGGCGCGGGGCGCGCGCGCGGCAGGACGCAGGCUCCGCGAUGGCGCUGUCCGCCGCGGACAGGGCAGCGGUGCGCGCGCUCUGGAGGAAGCUGGGGAGCAACGUCGGCAUCUACACAACCGAGGCCUUGGAGAGGUGCGGCCACCCGGCCCCCGUGACCUCCGGCUCCCGGGCUUUGCGCCUCCGCCGCCGCGCCGGGUACCCCCGCCCCACGGGCUUCCUCCCCAGGCCGCACCUCACUCGAGCUUCCUCCCGCAGGACCUUCGCGUCCUUCCCCGCCACCAAGACCUACUUCCCCCACUUCGACCUGAGCCCCGGCUCCGCCCAGGUCAAGGCCCACGGCAAGAAGGUGGCCGAUGCGCUGACCCUCGCCGUGGCUCACCUGGACGACUUGCCGGGCGCGCUGUCGGCGCUGAGCGACCUGCACGCGCUCCAGCUGCGAGUGGACCCCGUCAACUUCAAGUUCCUCGGCCACUGCCUGCUGGUCACCCUCGCCCGGCACUACCCCGGAGACUUCGGCCCCGCCAUGCACGCCUCGCUGGACAAGUUCCUGAGCCACGUGAGCGCGGCGCUGGCCUCCAGCUACCGCUGGACUCCAGGGGGCGUCGCGGGACCCCAGCCGCCCCUCCCGCGAGCUCCGGAGUCCCAGUAAAGUCCAGCCAGAAAGCCUCGACCGGCCGCGCGUGUCGUCUCUGGGGGCGCGCGCGGGUCUGCGGGGUCGGGGGGUCCGGGCACCUCUGAGGCGCACCCCACGUCAUCAGACCCGGGCGCGCCCCUGGCUGCCCGCUGGGCGCCCUGCGCGGUCGAGGGGAGCCCUAGGUCGCCCCCAUCCCUGGCGCCCGAGACAGGCUUGGGGAGGGGCCCGGACCGUCCUCCGGAACCGCCCUCAGGGUCCACCCUCCGGGAAGGGGAGGGAGCGGCGCCUCCUGCUGGCGGGGCCCAGGACCUGCGCAGACUAAGGCCCUGGAGGGGGCCCUGGAGGCCGGUGUGAGAGGCCUUCGCCAGACCCUGGACCUGGGCGGUGGGAGUCGUGUAGCAGACAAGGUGGAUCCGGCCGGAGCCCUGCCUACACCCUACACUUCUGAGGAGACAGACGUCAGAGCGUUUUUCUGUUUUGUUUUGUUUUUAGCUAUUUCUUCUCCAAAUCAAUCAUAGUCAUUAAAGAAACUGAGAAAAUAGCGCA